CAGCUUAAAAAACACGGACAGAUAGCCCCGGACUUCCUGUUCUCUGCUGCUUACAGAGCUCACUUCAGAGUUUUUUUUUUAAGAGCUCUCACUGACAGCCAACAAGGGAGCAACUAAACGGAUCCUCUCAUCUUAUCUACUGCCGAGCCGGUAAGAUGCUGCACGCGUUGCUUAUCGCUGCCUUACUGGUGGUCAAACCCACCUGCACCGAGGCCUUUGGAGACAUGAACAUAUGUUACGUCCUGGACGGGAUUCUCAUCCUUUACGGGAUCAUUCUCACCGUCUUAUACUGUCGACUGAGGAUGGUACCCUCCAACAAAACGCCUGCCAAUCUGCCUGAGAAGCAGCCCGCUGCAGGAGGCAUCUAUGCGGUGAGACCUCUCAUUCUAAUGAUUAAAAAGACUUUAAAAAAGGCACAUGAGGGAAAAGUGACAGCUUAAGGCACGGCGGAUGGGUCUGACCAAUCACAGCACCGACGUCUACGAGACCAUCAAAAUGGACAAACAGCCGAUCGUCUGAAGGGAGAGGGUUUGGUGCAGAGCGUCUGCACUGUGUCAAAUAUCUCCAAGCUUUAGACUGUAUAUUAAGUUGUAUGUGUAAAGAGUUUCUAUACAUUACUUUUCUCCCAUUUCUUUUUGUAAAAACAUAUAUACUAUUUUUAUUUCUUAACGUUGCAUGUGUGAAAUGUUAAAACUAAAUUAAUUUAACAAGUUACUAAUAAAGGCUUUUUCUGUUUUCACUGCACAUAGCUCUGGGUUUCACAGCUGGUUUUACUUACUAAGAAAACAGAAGUUUAAAUUUAUGUCUUGUUUCUGUUUGCAUGUUCCCUUUUUUGAGGACUUUUACUUCACUUAGUGUGAUGAAAUAAUAUGUUAACCUUAGGAGUAGGGGUGCAGCUGAUGAUUCUUUCUCAUUAACAAUCAUUCUGCUAAUUCUUUUUUCACUAAUUGUUUUGUGUGUAAAAUAUCAGAAAAUUAUUAAAAAUGCCCAUCACAAUUUCUUAAA
This is a messenger RNA of Anoplopoma fimbria (sablefish), 1005 nucleotides long. RefSeq names its product Fc receptor, IgE, high affinity I, gamma polypeptide like (gene fcer1gl). Gene Ontology annotation, biological process: cell surface receptor signaling pathway. The record is from RefSeq and is a predicted model, not a curated record. Gene Ontology annotation, molecular function: IgE receptor activity. Gene Ontology annotation, cellular component: Fc-epsilon receptor I complex. NCBI's taxonomy places the organism in Eukaryota, Metazoa, Chordata, Actinopteri, Perciformes, Anoplopomatidae. The transcript has 5 exons. Bases 156 to 440 code for a protein of 94 amino acids.